AUCCCUGAUUAUAUAAUUGCAUCAAUUCUUGUAUCCUAGACCGCCUAUAUAUAAAACGGAAAUCCCCCAAUACAAUUAUACAAUCCAACAAACCUUUUCCCUUUUUCAAAGAAAUAUAAAUUUCUAAUCUUCUUUUUUCAUUUUUCCUUUUUCCAUUUUAUACGCACACCACGAAUCUUUCGUAAAUUUUGCCAUUUCGUAUCAGAUUUUUUCAUUGAAUAUACGAAAUCCCAGUCUUUGCGUCUGUUGUUGGUGCUGUUUUCGUGUAUUAUUACUUUCUUUUCUGAUGUAUUCAACCAGAUUCAUUACCAUGAAGCCCUGUAUUAGAAUCCUUCUUCCCUCCAACCAUUUAUUUGUACCAACUAAUUUUUCCAAAUUUGAAUUGUUUAGCCAUAAGUUUCACACGAGUUCCUUCCAUGUUUUGGGAAUUAAAUCAAUUUUUAAUCAUGCCCAGAAGGCGAUUUAUGCCCCAUCUUUAACUUGGGGCCAAGCUAGGACUUUAUCAGGCCCUAAUUUCAAUAGCAAAGGUUAUUAUGUUGUUGCCAGUGCUGCAUCAAAUAUUAGGAAUUUUUCGAAAUCGGUCGAAACCCGCGUGAACAACCAGAAUUUUGAGAAGAUUUAUGUCCAGGGUGGCCUGAAUGUAAAGCCGCUGGUGCCGGAAAAUACUGAUUUGGAUGAAACCCUAGCAAAAAGUGAUGGAGACAGGGCACAAGUUAUUGAAGGUCUUUAUGGUGUAAAUGAGGAGAACUCGAAUGUGGCCGAGGCCGUGAAGGCUGAAAAAAAGGAGUCUGAGGUUGAGAAGGAGGCAUGGAGAUUGUUGACGAAUGCGGUUGUGACUUAUUGCAAUAGCCCGGUUGGGACAGUGGCCGCUAAUGAUCCCAAUGACAAGAUGCCUUUGAAUUAUGAUCAGGUGUUUAUAAGGGAUUUCGUUCCUUCGGCCCUAGCUUUUUUGCUCAAGGGCGAGGGGGAGAUAGUUAGGAAUUUCCUCCUGCACACCAUGCAGCUACAGAGUUGGGAGAAAACAGUGGAUUGCUACAGUCCAGGGCAGGGAUUGAUGCCAGCAAGUUUUAAAGUUAGAUCUGUCGCUCUUGAUGAUAACAAGUUUGAAGAAGUUUUGGACCCAGAUUUCGGGGAGUCGGCUAUCGGCCGUGUGGCACCUGUUGACUCUGGAUUAUGGUGGAUCAUCUUAUUAAGAGCCUACGGGAAGAUCACUGGUGACUACACAUUACAGGAAAGGGUCGACAUUCAGACUGGAAUGAAACUUGUUAUGAACUUGUGUCUGUCCGAUGGCUUUGAUAUGUUUCCGACUUUGCUUGUCACUGAUGGAUCCUGUAUGAUAGAUCGACGAAUGGGUAUUCAUGGUCAUCCUCUAGAGAUUCAAGCCUUAUUUUACUCAGCUUUACGGUGCUCCCGUGAGAUGCUUACCUUAGAUGAUGGAUCCAAGAAUUUGGUGAGGGCCAUCAAUAAUAGACUCAGUGCAUUGUCAUUCCAUAUCAGAGAAUAUUAUUGGGUGGAUCUCAAAAAGAUCAAUGAAAUCUAUCGUUAUAAGACAGAGGAAUAUUCGACAAAUGCUACCAACAAGUUUAAUAUAUAUCCUGAUCAAAUUCCUCAUUGGUUAAUGGAUUGGAUUCCCGAGAAAGGUGGUUAUCUUAUUGGCAAUCUGCAGCCGGCUCACAUGGAUUUUAGAUACUUUACAGUAGGGAAUCUCUGGUCCAUAGUGUCAUCGCUAGGUACUCCAAAACAAAAUGAAGCUAUAUUGAAUUUGAUUGAAGCAAAAUGGGAUGAUCUUAUUGGUCAGAUGCCUCUUAGGAUAUGUUACCCUGCCUUGGAGUCUGAAGAGUGGCGAAUAAUCACUGGCAGUGACCCAAAGAAUACACCUUGGUCAUAUCAUAAUGGUGGAUCGUGGCCGACACUUCUGUGGCAGUUCACAUUGGCGUGCAUGAAGAUGGGUAGGAUGGAUUUGGCCAAGAAAGCAAUUGAAACAGCUGAAAAAAGACUUCCAGUGGAUCGUUGGCCUGAAUAUUAUGAUACAAGGAAUGGGAAGUUUAUAGGAAAGCAAUCCCGAUUAUAUCAGACAUGGUCGAUAGCUGGAUUUUUGACUUCUAAAAUGCUGCUAGAAAAUCCAGAGAUGGCUUCAGUUUUAUUCUGGGAAGAAGACUAUGAUCUUCUUGAAACUUGCGUCUGUGCUUUGAGCAACUCCAGCCGGAAAAAGUGUUCCCGCAUUGCUGCCAAGUCUCAGAUUCUGAUCUGAUGGACUACUAACCAUUGCUUUGAUGGGAAUGACCCCAUUUUUUGUGGGACAAAAGCUGGUUUGGGAUUCAACAUGUUACACGAGACAUUCAUCUUAUAGGUUAUACUUUUUCUUUUAUUUGUAGCCUGACCUUUCAAUAUAGGUGACUCUUUUGGCUGGCCCACAACUGUGGGCUUUUAGUAGUUUGUUGUAUAUACAAAGCAGCUAUAAAAUAUUUAGUGUUGUACAGAAGGCUAAAAUGCAAUCUUUCAUAGAAAAUUUUACUCAUAAUUAGCACUCUGUUGUGCAAUUUUACUUGCAAAAUGCUUAAUGAUUCUUUU
Olea europaea var. sylvestris is the source of this 2571-nucleotide messenger RNA. Its product is annotated as alkaline/neutral invertase A, mitochondrial-like. Bases 287 to 2251 code for a protein of 654 amino acids. The transcript is spliced from 6 exons. Gene Ontology annotation, molecular function: sucrose alpha-glucosidase activity; endo-alpha-N-acetylgalactosaminidase activity. Gene Ontology annotation, cellular component: mitochondrion. Gene Ontology annotation, biological process: sucrose catabolic process. Lineage: Eukaryota; Viridiplantae; Streptophyta; Magnoliopsida; Lamiales; Oleaceae. The record is from RefSeq and is a predicted model, not a curated record.